This is a messenger RNA of Schistosoma rodhaini, 6279 nucleotides long. The record is from the annotation of a GenBank genome assembly. NCBI's taxonomy places the organism in Eukaryota, Metazoa, Platyhelminthes, Trematoda, Strigeidida, Schistosomatidae.
AUUGGAUGCUUUGUACAGGCUUCGAAUGUGCUGAAGGUCGUUGGUUUCUUCAAGAGGUCCCUCAUUGGUUGAGAAUAAUGGUUAUCAGCUAGCGUAUUGUACUAUGGGGAAUGCCCAUGCCUUAGAGAAACAUCAGCUUUCAAAUGUUGGGAGUGGAACAUCGAGUUCUGUGGGUAUAAAAGAUUUUGAAAGUCGUUGGAGAUCUUUUAUGAAUUCACUUGAUUUAUCAGCCGAACAUAUAAAACAAAUUGAAUUAUUAGAUGAAGGGAAGAAGGCAGAACUACUGUCAAACUAUGUACUAAAGAAGUUGUUUUUAUAUUUUUUCCAGGAAUCAAAAAACCCUAGGUGCUCUGCUUUUCACUAUGUUACGCUUUUAAAAGCUACUCGGAUUGAAUUCAUUUGGGUUCGUUCCAUACUUCCUCACCCAAUUUUUGUAGAAAAAGAAAGUCGAUGGUUCAUCAUUUCGGUCUCUAUUAUCGUCAAUAGAGAUUUCUCUUCGCACCAACAAUGUUGAGUAAUUUAGUGCAAAAUAUUCGAAUUCUAGGUGGGUUUAUGACUUUUUAGAUCUCGAGGGCCUUGAGACACUAGUCGAUCUAAUGUUACAAUGUAUGCAUUUUCUAUCAGGGUUAGUCCGGUAUUAUGAUCAUUCCCUUCAGACAGGACACAACACUCGGACCACGAAUAUUAUACGGGUGUAAAUCCUCAGGCGAAACUUAUCGGGAUCGUUACGAAAUGUCUUGCAAUGCAGAAGUUCCUAACUUCAUUCGUAAUAGUGGCGUAAAAUUAAACCAUUUUUCACCAGACAAUGCAUUUUUACCUCCAUCGAUUAUUCACAGUAGCUGUUCACCAAAAGGCUCUCUACUCACUACAUCGUUCUUAGACUUUCUGGAAGAUUGCCUGCAUCUGUCUCUUCGUUCACUUAAGGCCAUAUUGAAUAAUCAGGUUGGUUCUGCUAGUCAUUAUCAUUGACCUUUUUAGAGAGGGUGUAGAAGAGCUAUGGAGCAUGCACUUGUCAUUAGUCUAGUAACUUUCUGUCUCCUACAUCCCAAUUAUUCGUAAGUAUCACGAUUAAAUGUCGGCUUAUAACUUGUUUUUGCAUAUUUUUGCGCUAAUAUAACGUUUUAUUGUGUUAGUGAGGUAAGUCAAAGUAUGAAAUAGAAUUCAGUCCACUCUCUUUAACGGCACUUACAUUUCUCAAAGCUGUAUCCUGUGAGAUUUGGUGCCUGCUUCCACUUAUGGGUUGAGUGUGUACGCUUUUCUGGCUGAAAAUAGUUAAGAUAAGUUUAGUGCAGUCAUACAUAUGUUAACUUGGAUAUUUUAGGUCCUAGUUUGACGUUAUUGUUGUUAGUGUAGUAGUGUAUUUUGGGUCAUUCAUUUUUGCGCAAAGUUCCUUUUACAUGAUUCGACACCUACGAUGACCUCCCACAAAAAAAGGAACUACAUUCAUGACUUGCUCUGACUAUGGACUGAGAGAAGCGUGAUCCCUAUUACGUCUCACACUAGCUCCGGAUGGAUGUUAUCCUUUUAUGAUCAAGUUAUAAUACCUCGUUUGUGCUUGUUGCAACCGACUAGCGUAACUUAAAACAUUUUGUGAAUCCUCUGCUUUUUUGUACUCUCACUUUAUCGUAAUAUACACUACUGUUAAAUUCUACAACUGAGUUGUGCACACAUCCAUUAUUGGUGUCAACUUUAAACCUUGCUUCUUGUGGUUUUCAGCCACUUAUUUAACAGCCUGCAGGUCAGUCACAUAGCCCGGAGUGAUAGUUGGUGACUAAAAAUUAUCACUUAUCAACUUGGUUUUCCACCUUGUACUCUGACAAACAUUGCUUGCCGUAUGGGCUGACUUAGCGCAAAUAACACAUGUCGGGGUCUCUACAGCCAAUAUUAAUACAUAGCUUCAUCUAUUGUUUUACUUUUAUGAGCACUGCUGACUUUGUUUGGUGCUUAGUGAUUCACACAUCUAGUAGGUAUGUUGUAAGUGAGGUCUAUCAAACAUAAUAGCGCUUCCUACACAUUGUUUCACUGCUAUUUUACGUUAAAUAACAAUUUAUCUGGGACUGAUAAAGGUAUGUGGUUGCAACUCGUAACUGCGUCUCAUUCAUUGAGAUAAAGACUUAUCAUCUUAAUAGUCCGUUUUUCGCUUAGUGAACGCAAGAUUUCGAGCACAAUUUAUUCCAUCUAAGUUAGCGUAGACAUGAGUCCUGAGGUGUCCGAGGCAUUUCAAAAGUCGGAGAUGGGGUUCAGGGAUCUCAAGACAUUUUAUUCAAAGUAUCAAGGAAACAUUAUUUUGAUAGAUUAUGGUGUUUAUGUAUUGUGGGAAUCGCAAGAUUUGUAUGUGUUGUAUACCAUUGCCAUUUACACAGUAUUCAGAAUAUCGUUUCUGGUGAAUCAACAAAAUGUUAAAUAUUGAUCAAAGAUUUGUAAACAAACGCAUUUUAAUUGAUGGUUUGUCGUUUCGAGAUUAUUCAUCUGAAUUGCUGUAAUUAGUCUGUUCUCAAAGGACUAAUCAUCAAAUCUCCCUAAAAUUCAUUUCUGACAAAGUAAAUGAAUUAGUAACCUCUUAUCGAAUCAUUUAUAUGGGUUCGCCUAAAGUUCAAUCAACUCAAUAAAUGGGAACCAGCUGUAACUUUAUUCUUGGGAAUAUUUUUUUUGUAGAACAAAAACGCUAGCACUAGACAUGCUCACUGCAUUGUGUCUAAUUGAAGGUGGACACGUAAAAGUCUUGCAGUCAUUCGACAGGUUACGCGUUGUGAUGGGUGAAGGAUUGAGAUUUGAGCUUCUUUUGGCAGCAUUCAGAUACCACGAAUCGCUUGAUGUAGAAAACUACAAUCUAGAUUUUGCAGUAACUUGCGUACAGUUUCUCAAUAUUAUUGUUCAUUCACCAGAGAAUAUAAAUUUACGAGUAUAUUUACAAUAUGAACUCCACCUACUUGGAUUUGAUGAUUUGUUAAAACAAAUUCGUGAUCGUUCUGGAUCACGAUUAAAAGUUCAAAUUGAAGCCUAUUUAGAUAAUCGUGUAGAUUGUUCAUUACUGCUAGAAGAUGCUGAAGCUAAAGAGGCAGCUGUUCUGGAACAAGAGCGUUUAGAAAAACAAUUGGAAUCAGAAAUGAUUAUAUCUAAAAAAUCUGAAGAGAAUUUCAAGCUCAAAGAAACUGAACUUCUUCGUGUUGCUGAAUCAUUACGUAUGAAAAAACGAGAAUUCGAAGUAGCUGCUGCUGAUCGUGAAUCUGCAUUGUAUAAACAAAUCAAUGAAUUACAUCGUAACAUUCAGUUGGCUCAACUAGAAAUAUCUGAUUUGAGACAAAACUUGCAUCUUUUGCAAACGUGUACCACGAAGUCAUUUACUACAAUGUCCACUUCAACACAUUUUGAAAAUUCAAGGGGGAAUUCAUCAAUAGCAAACAAUAGUACUAACCCCAAUUCCUCAUCUGAUCCACCCACAUUGGUAACGCGAGCUAUGUCUACCGAAGAUAAUUUUUCUUCUUUGCACCACUGUAACGGUAACAAUGGGAAACAAGAUAAUUAUCAUCCUAGUCCUUCUGGCUCCGAAACCUCAUUAAACACUGACACUAGGGACAUCAACUGCAAUAAACAAGGCUCUUCAAGUGUUUAUACCGACGCAACUUCAUCAUUAAUGUAUCAGCCUAAAUUGGAUGUUCAGUAUAAUACUGAAAAGCAACAAGAAGCACCCGUAAAACCCCAAAGAAAAAUAACGGAUCAAAAAGUAAAUAAUCUAUUUCCAUCUUGUACCCUACGAAAUUCUACUACAUGCAAACAGUUAGCUAACCAAGCAGCUAAUUAUUUAGCCGAACUAGUCAAAUUAGUUUCUAGUUUAUCAGCAACAGAACUGUUCAGUGCUGAACAUGAUUCAUCCAAUGAUCAUUUAAUUAUGAUUUAUCCAAUCGGUUGGGAAUUUGCAUAUCUUCCUCCUUGUCCUUCUCAUCGAUAUCAUGAUGAUAGUGUGACCACACAAUUAACAACAUCACUGGAUACUAUAUUCAACGAUCAAAUAUUCAGGACAUGUUAUUUAGCGAAUAUAUCUAUGAAAGCUGAAGGAAUCUGUACCAACUCCGAAGAUUUCUUUCAUAUUUAUUCUAAUCAACUACCGGAUUUAUGGUUUAAUGCAUACAAAAAAAUAUCACAGAAUUUAUCAAACAAACAACAAACUUUAACAUCAGUUAAUUCAUUGCAUAAGACUGAUGAUUCAGUUAAUACAAAACAUACAAACAUUUUUGAUGAUCUCCAUAGAUUGGGACUUUUAGAAACCUCCUCUAAUAAUCAGUCACUGGAAAAUAUUGAAGCAGUCAAAAUCAUCUGUAAGGAUAAGGAGAUCAAAGAUAAUUUCUCUAAAUCAAAAUUAACUGAAUAUUUAUUACAUUUGAAAUUGAAUCCUAUUAUUGCACAACGUUUAAUAAAUGAAAUUUAUUAUAUAACAGAAAAUCUUAUAAGUAAUAAUAAUAAUAGUUUUAUGAUAAUGAAUUCAUCAACUAUUGAAUUAUUUGAUCAAAUGGAAAACAUAUUUCAAAAGUAUUUUAAUCAAUUUAAUAUGGACAAAUUAUUCUUUUGUAUUACUGAUACUAAUAAAAAUCAACAACGUUGGUUCUAUUUACUCAGUUUACUUCAUGGUAAUCUUAUUAAAUUUACUCUAAUUGAAGAAUUGAAACUUAUUAACGAGAAUAUAUCAUUAGUUCUUGAAUGUUGUACAAGUCUACUAGUCAGUACUAAAUUACCAUUAAUUAUACAAUUAGUUUGGAGAUGUACAAAUAUGUUAUUGAAUAACCACAAAUCAACUGGUUUUCAAUUGAAAAGUUUAGAUUCUCUGAUAGAUUGGCAGUUCACGUCUCCACGAAUAUCUAAUACCAAAAGUCAAAUAGUCCAACACGAUCAACAAUCCUCCAUAACAGAGAUUCAAGUUAAUGAGGUGAAGUUUUUGAAAACAGACUUCAUGUCAAUGUUUGUCAAAUAUAUCAUGAAAAUUUCACCAAGUUUAUUAAAUUGGACAUCGGAAUUAAAUCAGUUGGAUGUUGUGUCAAGAAUUUCAAUAUCUGAUUUAUUCAAACGUAUAGAAUAUGUCAAAUCAAAUUUAACAUUUUUAAUUCAUUAUUCUAAAACUACUGAAUUUGCAAAUAGUAGUAGUAAUAAUUGUACUAAUGACAAUAAUAAGGAUGACAAAAUGAGAAGCCAAGGUAAUUUGUCAUUAGAAAAUGUAGCGUUGAUUAGUCGUUUAUUUGAAUUUUUAACAAAAACAUCAGAGACAGUAUGGUGUAUUUUACAUUCAACUGCUUAUUGGAUUAAGAGAUUUCAACCGACAUCAUUAUCUACAUCAACAAGUAAUAUGAUGUUAUCGGAUGAUUGGUUAAAUCCACUUGUCAGAUUCGCUUCUUCAUUCAAGAAUUGUGUCAAUGAUCUCGAUAGAAAAUCACGUCAUUCUCAAAAUUCCUCAUUAAAUAUACACGAUACUCAGUCUUCUAGUCAUUCACAUCAUCGUCACAGUCAAAAACAUUUGAAAGAACAAGAUAAGAUUUCAUCCUCAUCAAAACGUGGAAAUCGUCAUCGUAAGCUACGUACUCGUCAACUAGAUACAGAUGGUCUAAUGGAUGAUAUAUUACACAAUCUCACUUUGAAUCCUCUAAGAGCAGACAUACAUGUGAAACGAUCAGAUAAGAUUGAUUAGAUCAAUGCAACUUCUUUGCACUUCAAUGACAUUAUACAGUUUUCAUGAUGAUAAUACGCGAACCACGUGCUGUUUUGUAAGAAGUCUUCCUACGAAUACACAUUCCCGUGAAUGGAAACCUUUAUCCUUUCAUUUAGGGAGAUUCAUCUUACCGUUUAUUUGAUCUGCUUUAUUUUCAUGAUAUUUGUACAAAUUAUUUAUUUUAUUGCUAUGUAUUACUACUUAUACAUAUGCCUUUAAGCAGACAGUUAUUUUAUGCAUUACCUUGACACUUAUCGUGCGUUGUCCUUUUGAAUGUAAUUAUUUAAACUUAUAAAAGUUUAUACCUCCAUUUUUAUUCUUGUAGUAUUUCCUCCGAUCCCUUCGGGAAAACUUCGUCUGUCUGUCCCGAUUGUUUUGUUUUAGGCUAUUGAAUGCUCCUCAAUAUAUGUAUAGAGGUACUUAUUCCUAUAUAUAUCGACUGCAUAAUAUCGUUUACAUAUGCCUCACCAGUGUCAUUAUUAUUUGUUUGUUAAAUACUGUAAACAGAUUACUUUACUUCUUAUCACCCUAAACUUUGUUUCUUUUUACAUCAAUAAAUAAAGCAUUUUAUUUCUGUCAGCAGU